AGGGGCAUAGCCAGGAAUAUUGACCUGUUAGAAGAAGGAGAUCACUGUACUCAGCUUAUCAGGGGCCUUAGCAGGUGCUGGACUACAACUGCACUUGUCAAGACCUGGACCCUACAAUCUUCUUCUAUAUACCCACAAUUUUACUGUUGUAGCCUCCACCUUCAGCCGGAUAGAUCUCUUCAAAAGAGUGAACUCUCCUGCACAACGAAUGACAUGCAUUGCAUAUAUCCUUUGGGGCCAAUUGCUGUAGGAUGAUUUUAGACUACUUGCGCAUGCACCCACUAUGCGUGAGAGGCGGCGCACCAGGCAAGAGCGUGGGGAUCGCAAAUUAAGUCACUACGCUUUUAUGCGUUGAAGCAGCCUCUUCCCCAAUCUCUUUGCAGCACGAAAAGGGUGGGACUGAGCAUGUGCUAAAAAGUAAGUGGAAAAAUCAUUUCUUCAAAAUGAAGGGGUAUGUAGGGAUGGCGUAAAUUACGAAAAAGGAUA
Molecule: messenger RNA, 486 nt
Organism: Geodia barretti
Lineage: Eukaryota; Metazoa; Porifera; Demospongiae; Tetractinellida; Geodiidae
Source: the annotation of a GenBank genome assembly